Molecule: messenger RNA, 1961 nt
Organism: Larimichthys crocea (large yellow croaker)
Lineage: Eukaryota; Metazoa; Chordata; Actinopteri; Sciaenidae
Gene: poglut2
Product: protein O-glucosyltransferase 2
Exons: 10
Coding region: 317-1834 (505 amino acids)
Cellular component (GO): endomembrane system
Molecular function (GO): glucosyltransferase activity; protein binding
Source: RefSeq, a predicted model, not a curated record
CGCGGGUUGCUUAUUCCGCCCCUGUUCAUUCAGCAGAUAGUUCAGUGAACUGUGCGGGGAUUUUUGUAACCUUAGCGUCACCGAAGAGACAAUUAAACACGAUUACACGCGUGUGUUAGGCAGAUAAAAGCCGUCAGAAAUGCCACCGCUGAGCUGAGUUUAUUUUAUUUUUAUUUUUUAUAAAUGGAAACGGAGCUAGGUAACGUUUUCACCCAACGCCACACACUAAUGUUCGCGUUUUGUCAUUUUUAAACCAACAAUGGCAAGUUUGGCCAGUGGACCUCUGUAGGCUGGCGUUAAAAAGCGACAGUGGACGAUGUCUCUUCGGCUUUUUUCGUGGUUGUUGCCAUUGCUCCUCUAUCUCUUCUUCAGACAUGAACUUCCAGCAGCUGAGGCAGGUCCGAUACCCAGUGCUGCAAAAACUUUAGUAUGGGGACCUGGACUGGAGACAGACAUUGUCCUCCCUGCAAGAUUUUUCUACAUACAGGCGGUGGACAGCUCGGGGAGAAAUUUAACAACAUCGCCUGGUGAGAAGACUUUUGAGGUGAAGAUUGUGUCUACAGUAGAAGAUUUCACCAGGAUUUGGAUCCAGGUCCUGGAUCGUCAGGACGGCUCCUUCCUGGUUCGCUACAGAAUGUACGCCACCUACAGGGACAUUCACAUCCACGUUCUGCUCAAGAACAAACAUGUCGCCAAGUCGCCAUUCAUUCUCAAAGGACCGGUCUACCAUGAGGGCUGUGACUGUCCUGAGUCUAGUGGUUCUGUAUGGGAGGCAAACAUGCAUUGUCCUCAGUCCUUCCCCCAGAUAGACAGGGACCUGGCUCUCUAUGCUAGUGUCGACCCAGAUCGUAACGCACAGGAGAUCCCCCAACGCUUUGGACAAAGACAAAGCCUCUGUCAUUACACCGUUAAAGACAAUAAGGUCUACGUUCAAACAUUUGGAGAGCAUGUGGGUUUCAGAAUUUUUAUGGAUUCCAUCCUCCUGUCACUUUCCAGAAAGGUGUGGCUCCCUGAUAUAGAGUUUUUCGUUAACCUGGGUGACUGGCCGUUGGAGAAGAGGAAACCCACCGAGAACAUUCAUCCUAUCUUUUCCUGGUGUGGCUCUAACAAUACCAGAGAUAUUGUCAUGCCUACCUAUGACCUGACUGAGUCUGUCCUUGAGACUAUGGGAAGAGUAAGUCUGGACAUGAUGUCCGUGCAGGCCAACACAGGACCACCGUGGCCAGAGAAGAAUGCCACAGCCUUCUGGAGGGGCCGGGACAGUCGUCAGGAACGUCUGGAGCUGGUCAAGCUUUCGAGGGCUCAUCCUAACAUGAUAGACGCUGCCUUUACCAACUUCUUCUUCUUCAAGCAUGAUGAGAGCCUCUACGGGCCGCUGGUCAAACAUGUUUCUUUCUUUGACUUUUUCAAGUACAAGUACCAAAUAAACAUCGACGGCACUGUGGCAGCGUAUCGACUGCCUUACCUGUUGGCGGGAGACAGCGUGGUGUUAAAGCAGGAUUCUAGCUACUAUGAGCAUUUCUACAAUGAGCUUCGGCCAUGGGAGCACUACAUCCCAAUCAGGGCGGACCUCGGAGACCUACUGGAAAAGAUCCAGUGGGCUCGUGAUCAUGAUGAAGAGGUAAAGAAAAUUGCACUGGCGGGUCAGCAGUUUGCUCGCAAUAAUCUAAUGGGAGACAGAAUAUUUUGUUACUACUACAGACUUUUCCAGGAGUAUGCAAAACUUCAGGUCACAGAGCCCAAGAUUCGUGAGGGCAUGGAGCAUGUAGAGCAGCCCAGUGAUGACCUGUUUCCAUGUUACUGCCACAGGAUGAGGCCAAAAGAUGAACUCUGAUUGACCUGUCAUCCAGCCACAGAACAAUCCUUCAUAUACUGCCAAAUCAUUUUUUACAGCGUGGAUUAAUUGUAUGAAUGUAUUAUCACAUUAUCUCAUUUUUUUAAAUAAAAAUGUUCUAUUUGUA